AUUCACGUUCUUCAUGACAUACGCAACGCAACCGAGUUUUCCGUCUAUUGUACGUUAACUUUACGGCUUCCAGAACACAUGGAGACGACUGUUUAGAUUGCUCCAAGUUAUUUGUAAAUAAUUUACUUCAAAACUAUUAAGUCUUUGCGUUUUUUAAAAACACAAGACACAAAUAUUUCUACUAUAAUUCGCCAAUUAUUUGGAAUCAAUGUUAUACUGUAAAAGUAGCUGUUUUUUCAAAAUUUUGGAAUGAGGUGAUAAAUACAAAUUAAUGGAGAUGGGCAGCUUUAUUAUAACUUAUGGUUACCUAAUUGACAAUGUACGGCCCUAGGAAGAAAGUAUGGUGGUUUGCAAUUACCUCUCGUAUAAUAAUAAUUUUUUUGCAAUUUGUUUUCAAUUUCUUAUGUUCUGACCACGAUGCUGAUGCCUUUUCUAGUCCUCGAAAUCCACGAGAGAAACAUUCUAUUUUCGAUAACGUAAUAACUUUUUUAUUUGAAGGGCUUACCAGGUGGGAUGCACAAUAUCUAAUUCACAUUGCUAAAUAUGGAUACACAUACGAAAAUACCUUAGCAUUUUUUCCACUUUACCCAAUGACAAUUAGAUGCAUAGCUAUGUUAGUAAGAAUAGUUUUCUUUGUUCUUAAUGAUCAUAGCGUAAUAGUCUUGACUGCCAUUGGCAUUAAUUUAAUAUUCUUCAUUAAAUCUGCAGUAAUUUUAUUUGAUCUCAGCUUGAAUGUUUUAAAAGAUGUUUCUUUAGCCUAUAAGGCAACAAUACUAUAUUGUUUAAAUCCAGCAAGUAUUUUUUUCUCGGCUGCAUAUUCUGAAUCAAUGUUUGCUUAUUUAACAUUUCGAAGUAUGUUAGCUAGUGUUGAAAAUAAUCCAUAUAUAUCUUUACCAUUAAGUCUGUCGACUUUAGUUCGUUCAAAUGGAUUAACUAAUUUAGGCUUUCCAGUUUAUAACUGGGUGAAAAGUAUGAUGAACACCGCUGUUCCUAAUUUUGUUUCCGAAUAUAAAUACUAUUCUUCAAAAUGGUCUAUAAUUUUUGACUUCAGACACAUUUACCUAAGUAUUUGCCAGAUUGUGACAGUUGUUUUGUUAUCAAUAGUUCCUUUCUGUCUUUUUCAAAUUUAUAAUUAUUCAAAGUUUUGCAUUCCUCAGGCAAACGUCACUGACUUGCCGCCCUAUAUUGUACAUUAUUCUAUAGAGAACAAUCUUGUUCUACCUGGAAGUAUUCAAUUACCGUGGUGUGACUUGGCAAUACCUAUAGCUUAUUCGUCUGUUCAGGAAAGGUACUGGAACGUUGGUUUUAUGAGGUAUUAUCAAAUAAAACAAAUUCCUCAAUUUCUUCUCGCCUUUCCUAUUUUGUACAUCAUGCUUAAAUUUAAUAUUAAAUUUUUAAAAGAACAUAGAAGAAAUUUAGUAAAUUUAAGUUUUUUUAAAACAAAAGAAAAAAAUGAAAACACUGUCAAAACUUUCUAUCCACUCUCAAUGUUUCCUUUUGUUAUACAUAGUUUAUUUUUAACAUGCUUUUGUAUUUUCAUUGUACAUAUUCAAAUUAGUACGCGUUUAUUAGCGUCUGCAAGUCCUGUGAUGUUUUGGUAUUGUGCAUUUGCCUUAUCUUACAAAAGUAAGAGCUCAGAGUUUGAUGAGUUAAAUAAUUUGCACUCGAAAUGGAAAGUGUUUCUUUUGACACAGAAAAAAUACUCUAAGUCAGAUAUAUUUAUUUUAAGCUAUUUUCUAAGUUACAUUGUAAUAGGUACAUUUAUGUUCUCAAAUUUUUUACCUUGGACGUAAUGUGAACAUAAAUUAAUGACUUAAACAUUUUAAUUAUAUUAUGUUAUUAAAUAAUAAAGUGUUAAUAAACUAAUAAAAAUGUUAAUAUAUAA
Molecule: messenger RNA, 1885 nt
Organism: Leptopilina boulardi
Lineage: Eukaryota; Metazoa; Arthropoda; Insecta; Hymenoptera; Figitidae
Gene: PIG-V
Product: GPI mannosyltransferase 2
Exons: 2
Coding region: 318-1793 (491 amino acids)
Biological process (GO): GPI anchor biosynthetic process
Cellular component (GO): endoplasmic reticulum membrane; mannosyltransferase complex
Molecular function (GO): alpha-1,6-mannosyltransferase activity; GPI mannosyltransferase activity
Source: RefSeq, a predicted model, not a curated record